AUGAAAUCGAUAGGAUUGACAGGAUUGGCGGUGGUGUGUUACGCCAUAGGAUUAGUGUAUGCGGUGGACUCGGAAGGAUGUUAUUCGUCGGUUCUGGUUGCAGAGAAUAAGGGAUCGGAACAGUAUUCCACUUCAUCUACUUGUUCGGAACAGUGUCUGGAAUAUGCGUGGUUUGCAUUAAAAAACGGGGGUGAGUGCUACUGUUUGAAGCUGAAGCCUUCGGACUCCACCAGCUCGUCGAGCUGUAAUGUGGGGUGUAAUGGAUACGGAGAUGAAAUGUGUGGUGGUAAAAAUGUAUACAGUUUGUACGAAGGUACCGGUUCCAAAGGACUGGGAGACAGCGAUUCGAGCAGUCUGAGCUCGUCUUCGUCACUGUCAUCAUCAUCAUCAUCAUCAUCAUCUUCAUCAUCUAGCAGUUCAACCCAAUCAUCUACCUCGUCUUCAUCCUCUUCGUCAUCAUCAUCCACAACCACAUCAUCAUCUUCACUGUCAUCAGAAGAAUCUACCACUACAUCAGAAUCCAGUUCAUCAGAAACUGCAACACAGACUACAGUGGUGACCCAACUGUCAUCACAAGGUGGUAAGGUUGUGUACAAAACCGAGACUAGGAGUCCCUCGGCUACAGCCACCCCUUCUAGUUCUUCCACAAGUACUAGUUCCAGCAAAUCCAAUAAGAAGGACUCAGGAACCAAUGUGGGGGCCAUUGUGGGAGGCGUUGUCGGAGGUGUAGGAGGUGCUAUACUUCUCGGAGUAUUAGCCUUCUUUUUCAUCAGACAUCGUAAUAGUCACGAAGAAUCGGAAGAUGAAGAAGAGUUCUACGAUAAGCCUAGCGGAUUAUCUAGCGCGGGAGGAACGAGCAGGUCGAGAAGCAAGAAGACUCUGUCUCCAUUAGACAUGCCUAUGUCUAACCCAUUUACUGAUCCAACUGACACUGCGGCCGCAGGAGGAGGAAAUAAUGCAGGCCUAGUCGACCCUAGGUUAAACCCAAUAAUGAUGGGAAGGAGAAGACUAUCGGACGGUUCGUUGGCCGACGAAACUGACUAUUCGAGAAAAGUUCUACAGGUGGCAAACCCUGAUGAUUGA
This is a messenger RNA of Debaryomyces tyrocola, 1083 nucleotides long. NCBI's taxonomy places the organism in Eukaryota, Fungi, Ascomycota, Pichiomycetes, Serinales, Debaryomycetaceae. The record is from the annotation of a GenBank genome assembly.